Molecule: messenger RNA, 1635 nt
Organism: Rotaria socialis
Lineage: Eukaryota; Metazoa; Rotifera; Eurotatoria; Philodinida; Philodinidae
Source: the annotation of a GenBank genome assembly
AUGCGAACUGUAGCCGUUAUUGGAGGUGGCGUUAGUGGUCUAAUAUCAACUAAAUGUUGUCUGGAUGGCGAUUUGUUACCAACAUGCUAUGAAAUGACAAAAGAUAUCGGUGGAUUAUGGAACUACGAUGAAAAUGCUGUUGAUGGAAAAGCAAGUGUGAUGAAAUCUACUGAAGUCAAUACAUCAAAAGAAUUUAUGGCUUUCAGCGAUUUUCCACCGCCUGCUGAUUAUCCAAAUUAUAUGCAUAAUUCUAAAUUAUUGUCAUAUUUUCGAAUGUAUGCAUCGAAAUUUGAUCUUCUAAAAUGUUUUCGAUUUCGACGGCGUGUAACUCGAAUUGAACCAACGGACGAUUAUGAACAAACAGGAUGUUGGUUAAUCUAUAGUGUUGAUGUCAAUGAAACGGACGAAGAAAAAAUACGUAACAAUGAACUUUGCGAAAGAUUCGAUGCAGUUAUGUUAGCGACAGGACAUCAUGCAUUUCCAAGAUGGGCGACAUUUCCAGGCUUUGAUAAGUUUCAAGGUGGCAAACUACAUAGUUGGCAGUAUAAGACACCUCAUGGUUUCGAAGAUAAAACAGUUCUUAUCGUUGGCAUUGGAAGUUCAGCUGGUGAUAUGGCUGUCGAAUUAGGGCGUGCUGCUAAACAAGUGUAUUUAAGUACACGUCGUGGUACAUGGGUUUAUAAUCGAGUUGGGCCAAAUGGAUGGCCAACAGAUAUGUAUCGAACUAAUUUAAUGCUAGCAACAAUUCAGAAAUACUUUCCAUGGUUAAUGAAUCGAUUGAUUGAACGUGAGUUAAGUAAAAAGUUCAAUCAUGAAUUAUACAGUCUCAAACCUGAUCAUCUUCCUUUACAACAACAUCCAUUUAUUAAUGAUGAUUUACCCAAUCGAAUUUUAUGUGGCUCAGUAAUCAUCAAGCCAAAUAUAAAAGAAUUUUCAAGCGAUGGUCAUAGCGUUCUAUUCGAAGAUAAUACAAAAAUCGAUCAUGUCGAUUGUGUUCUUAUGGCAACUGGCUUUAAUAUUGCAUUUCCCUAUUUAAAUGAAAGUAUUCUAUCUGUUAAAGAUAAUAAGAUUCAACUUUACAAAUUUGUUUGGCCAUCCCACUUAGCUCAUCCAACACUGGCUGUCAUGGGUUUGAUUCAACCAUGGGGCGCGAUCAAUCCAAUGACAGAACUGCAAGCACGUUGGGCUGUGCGUGCAUUCAAACGUGAAUUAAAAUUACCAUCACGCUUGAAAAUGGAUGAAGACAUUCAUCAACGUUUCGAGAAAAUGUCUAAACGAUAUGUUUCAUCGCCACGACAUACAAUACAAGUUGAUUAUAUUGAAUAUUGUAAUGAACUAGCCAAUGAAGUUGGUUGUCUACCAAAUAUAUUAUCUUAUCUUUUAAAUGAUUUUUCACUCGGAUGGCUUUUACUUUGUGGACCUUGUACUCCAUAUCGAUAUCGUUUAGAAGGACCCAGUAAAUGGAAAGAUGCACGGCAUGCUAUUCUCACACAAGAUAAAAGGGUCGAAUGCCCAUUACGUCAUGGCAAAAGACAAAAUCAAUCAAUGAAAUAUCCAAUCAAUCCAACAUUUGUACUUUCUUUUAUUUUUCUUUUAGUGGUUUCAUUAAGUAUUUUUAUUUUUUUUUGGAAAUAA